This is a messenger RNA of Echinostoma caproni, 204 nucleotides long. Lineage: Eukaryota; Metazoa; Platyhelminthes; Trematoda; Plagiorchiida; Echinostomatidae. The record is from the annotation of a GenBank genome assembly.
AUGAAAUCCGGUACAUACGAAAGUGGUGAAAAAACGAAUCUGGGCGAAGCAGAUUUCCGAGAAGUGGAACCCUGGCAAACCCCGAUUGUGGUAAAGAGUUCCAACAUUCCGACUCCCGAAAAAUUUGUAAUGGGUGACGACUUCCAGGUCUGGGAAUCUCAGGUACGGCGAUACAUCAAGCGGGUCCCCAUCAAUAUGAGAUGA